Molecule: messenger RNA, 1298 nt
Organism: Aspergillus candidus
Lineage: Eukaryota; Fungi; Ascomycota; Eurotiomycetes; Eurotiales; Aspergillaceae
Product: glycosyltransferase family 34 protein
Exons: 2
Coding region: 126-1211 (361 amino acids)
Biological process (GO): protein N-linked glycosylation
Cellular component (GO): Golgi membrane
Molecular function (GO): glycosyltransferase activity
Source: RefSeq, a predicted model, not a curated record
CAAAAAGUAUAGACAGAUUGCAACGCUGGGAAUGGGAAGACGGACAUGUCCAACAAUCCGCAUCACUUAACAAUACAAUAGAAGCAUCAACCAGGGAUGCGUCAUUUCCCCAACAAUAGAACAACAUGAUUGUCAUGCGCCAGACCUACCAACGACGGCCUCUAUUCGUGAUCCUCCUCUGUUCAUUUCUGAUAUGCACCCUGUGGGUAUUUACCGGACAAGAACGGCCAGCAUGGCGCCCUGUGGCAGACCCUGAGAGAUAUCACUCGCGGCGCGUCGCUAAAGCGACCAUGCUGUAUGGAAAGCCAAAUCCCCUCUACGAACGAGCGAUCGACUCCCAUGGCCGCCAUGCUAGACGCUGGGGAUAUCCCAUGCAUGUCCUGCGCCAGGAUAUAUCCGUCGGGUUCUGGAAUAAACCGAUUUAUCUGGCGUCGCUGAUGAUUCAGGAGAUGGCGAAACCGCCGGCUGAGCGGGUGGAAUGGUUGAUGUGGGUCGACGCCGACACAAUCCUCAUCAACGCCGCCGUCCCCCUCGAAGCCUUCCUCCCGCCCUACGACAUCAGCGAAGACGUACACCUCGUCGCAACACGCGACCACAACGGCCUCAACACAGGUAUCAUGUUCCUGCACGUCCACCCCUGGACCAUCAAAUUUCUCAUCGAGGCGCUCGGCCACCCGCUCUACAAACCCGACGUCGACCUCGACCACUCCGUCGACCUCGACCACUCCAUCGACCAAGAAGCCAUGGCGCGCGUGCUGAGUAAUUCCAACGGCGGGUUCAACGGCACGAGCUACGCCGAGGGCGCUAUGUUCCUGCCCCGGACCUGGAUCAACGCCUACGAGUGGCGGCACGCCUACGAGGGCACGCGCGGGAACAUUCUCGUGCACUUCCCUGGCUUGGGGGACCAGCGCUGGGUUCACAUGUCGAACUGGUUGGAUGUUGUUGAGCUCUCGCCGCAUAGCUGGGAGAUGCCGUUUGAGGAGACGGAGUACUAUAAUGGGACGGUGGCGUUUUGGGACCGCAUCCGCGAGGCGAAAGAGACGAUCAGGAUUGCUGAGCACAGGUUUAAUCGGCUGUCGACGGUCAAGGGCAAGGCGCCGAUGGAGGCUGCUGUGCGUGAACUGAAGAAGGUGUUGCAGCAGGAGGCGGAUGAUACGGAGUUGUUGAUUCAGCGGUUGCAGGAUUUGAAAUCUGUUAUGGAUCUGAGUUGAUUUUAUUUCUCUGGUGUUGAUCUUUUGUGGGCGAAUGCCCUUACCUUCAUGUAUAAAUAGAAUACUGAGUUUUGUGUCUUGUCACGU